Messenger RNA from Zophobas morio, 974 nucleotides. RefSeq lists its product as uncharacterized. Lineage: Eukaryota; Metazoa; Arthropoda; Insecta; Coleoptera; Tenebrionidae. The record is from RefSeq and is a predicted model, not a curated record. Bases 1 to 648 code for a protein of 215 amino acids. Gene Ontology annotation, molecular function: nucleic acid binding. The transcript has 2 exons.
AUGGAAGCGGAUCCUAGGAGAAGUGUCCUCUAUGUAGCGCAAAUGAGUGGAUGCUCAAGAUCGACCACUCAUCGUAUCCUUCAAGAGAGAAUACUGCAUCCUUACCAUUACACGAGAGUGCAGCAUCUGCGACCAACCGACUACCCGCGACGAGUACAUUUUGCUCAAUGGUUUUUGCGACAAAAUGAACUAAAUCCUGAUUUUUCACGGCGCAUUCUUUUCACCGACGAAUGUUCAUUUUCCCGAGAAGGAAUGUUUAAUGCACACAAUUGGCACUUCUGGGCACACGAAAAUCCACAUCUCACUAGGGUGAGAGCGUAUCAGGAGCGAUUUACUAUUAAUCUAUGGGCUGGAAUCAUUGGUACUACUGUGGUGGGGCCGUUUGUGUUACCUGAUCACCUUAAUGGGGAGGCAUAUGCUAAUUUUCUACGACUAGAGCUUCCGGCGUUGUUGGAAGACGUUCCUUUGAAUGUACGGCGGAAUAUGUGGUUUCAGCACAACGGCGCUCCUCCACAUAAUUCGAUACUUGCACGGCGAACAUUGAAAAGAGUCUAUCUAUCUAUGUUAAAUAAUAUACAACACAACAUAAUGCGACGAGCUAGAACUGGCAUUGAAGUUAAUGGUGAUCAUUUUGAGCACAUUGUUUAAUAACGUUACAGUACAAAGAUUCCGGCCCAUAGAUUAAUAGUAUUGCUCUUGAUAUGCUCUCACGUUAGCUAAAUGUGGAUUUUCGUUUGCCCAGAAGUGCCAGUUGUGCGCAUUAAAUAUUCACAUGCUGGUCAAGGAGCCGAUGAUUGGGGAAAAGACCUGUAUAUUCGCACACAGCAGUGGCUGCAUAGCGUUUACAUUCUCCAUAAAUUAACAUCAUUUCCAAAUAUUCUUUAUACUAGUAUGAAUAAGACAUCAGUGACUUAGUGGUAUUGGUACUGAUUUGUUUAUAGUUUGUAUUGUUCUUAAAAAAAAAUGCAACUACA